CUCCUCCGACGCUGGACUUCACGCCGGAGAACAACGAUCGCUGUUUAUCUCUUAGAGGUCUAAUGGACAAUGGGAAACAAGUGAAAAACGAUAACUAUGCUGCUGAUAUUGCUUCCAUAAGGGAGGCGAGAGUCCGUAUUGCUCCAUAUAUUCAUGAAACUCCAGUGCUUACCUCGAAGUCUUUAGAUUCUAUAGCUUCCAAACGGUUGUAUUUCAAGUGUGAAUGCUUUCAAAAAGGAGGAGCCUUUAAGAUUAGGGGAGCUUCAAAUGCUAUAUUCUCCCUUUCUGAUGAUCAAGCUGCCAAAGGCGUUUUGACACACAACAGUGGUAACCAUGCUGCAGCAGUGGCUUUGGCUGCAAAGCUUCGUGGAAUCCCAGCAUAUGUUGUCAUACCGAAAAAUGCUCCAAAAUGCAAGGUUGAGAAUGUCAGGUGGUAUGGUGGUCAAAUCUUCUGGAGUGAAUCAACGAUCCAAUCAAGAGAGAGUAUUACUGAGAAAGUUCAGCAAGAUACUGGUGCAAUUUUGGUUCAUCCUUUCAACAAUAGAUUCACCAUCAGCCCCGUUGUGUCCAUUACUAUUACUAUGAAGAAAUUGAAAGGAAAGAACUACGCUUUGCGUGCUGCAAUAUGGUUUAUCAAGAGGCAAAAGAGAACUCUUUUUGAAGUUCUUGAGAAGGUGAAAGCCGAUAAAACCAGAAAGUUCAUACCUAAAUUGGAGCACUCUUUCGACGUGCAUGAGUUGAUGAUUCUCGGCUUCAUCUCCUUGCUGUUGACAUUUAGUCAGGACCAGAUCACGAAAAUCUGCGUGCCAAAGGCAGUUGCAGAUUCUAUGCUGCCAUGUCGCCCUGAUGCAGAGUCAACUGGCAGAAAUAAAAGGCGGCUGCUCGCGCUGGUGCUGACGGAGUCACACCUGAAGCGCAGGAUUUUAGCUGCUGGUGAUUCAGUGGUUGAAUGCCCCCCAAUGAGUAGUGCACAGCAACUUCCAAUUCUCUGA
Molecule: messenger RNA, 992 nt
Organism: Zingiber officinale
Lineage: Eukaryota; Viridiplantae; Streptophyta; Magnoliopsida; Zingiberales; Zingiberaceae
Product: serine racemase-like
Exons: 7
Coding region: 63-992 (309 amino acids)
Biological process (GO): D-serine biosynthetic process; defense response; L-serine metabolic process
Cellular component (GO): membrane
Molecular function (GO): serine racemase activity; ATP binding; L-serine ammonia-lyase activity
Source: RefSeq, a predicted model, not a curated record